AGAAAACUGUUUUUAUCUGACACAUGAUUGACAGCUUGGGGGUGUGUGACUGGAACCACCCUAAUUUGGGUUGUUUAUAAAACCCAUUACAUUCAACAGAUCUUCAGAGCAGCUCAGUGAUUCAUCUCCAGCAUCGAUCUCAUUGUGCAGAACCAUGAGCAGAAACUUCUUGUCCAUGAAUGAGGAGCUCCACAAGGGAGACUUUCUGAUGUCCAACAAUAGAGAGUACAAGGCCAUUUUUCAGGACGAUGGGAACUUUGUGGUGUACACCUGGAAACCUGUGUGGGCAUCGAACACUUGUGGUGUUAGAGGAGCCCAACGGCUGAUCAUGCAAACCGACUGCAACCUGGUCAUGUACACCCAGGAAAGCAAAGCCGUGUGGGCCACCAACACCGAUAGGAACGAUGCCAAAGUGUGCCGUCUGACUCUGACCAAUGACGGCUUUCUGCAGGUGGAGAAUGAUGGCGCUGUGGUGUGGAAGUCUUAGAAGAGUAAUUAAAAGCAGUAACAACCGUGUCUCAGAAAUCUCUAUAUCUGUCAAGAAAGUUAAAAAUGAUCAAUAAAGAGAAUCAGCACAA
Messenger RNA from Silurus meridionalis, 578 nucleotides. RefSeq names its product mannose-specific lectin-like. The coding region runs from base 155 to 487 and encodes 110 amino acids. The record is from RefSeq and is a predicted model, not a curated record. The transcript has 3 exons. Lineage: Eukaryota; Metazoa; Chordata; Actinopteri; Siluriformes; Siluridae.